Messenger RNA from Penicillium chermesinum, 1404 nucleotides. RefSeq names its product Zn(II)2Cys6 transcription factor. The coding region runs from base 1 to 1404 and encodes 467 amino acids. Gene Ontology annotation, biological process: positive regulation of transcription by RNA polymerase II. The record is from RefSeq and is a predicted model, not a curated record. Gene Ontology annotation, molecular function: DNA-binding transcription factor activity, RNA polymerase II-specific; zinc ion binding; transcription cis-regulatory region binding. NCBI's taxonomy places the organism in Eukaryota, Fungi, Ascomycota, Eurotiomycetes, Eurotiales, Aspergillaceae. Gene Ontology annotation, cellular component: nucleus. The transcript is spliced from 7 exons.
AUGGGAAACCUAGGAGCUGCGUGCUUGACGUGCCGUCAGAAAUCCCGUCGAUGCGAUCGAGCGCGACCGGCCUGUAAGCGCUGCAUCGGCAAGGGGCUUGAAUGCUUGGGCUAUCCGGACAAGUUUCGCUUCUGUGGAGUUGCCAGUCGAGGAAAGUGGAAGAACAGGGUUCAGCCGGUUGACCCAGACGAACCACCAGCUACUUUAGAGACCAGUAUCCCUGCCUCAAGCGAAUCGCGUCCGCCGGAAGCCACUUCUUCAGCUCCGCGUCCGCCGGAUGGAAAUGAAGCCAUUCUCGCGUCAAAAGAGGCAAAGCGGCUGCUUUCUCAUUAUGAUAAAAUAAUCUGCCCCCACCAGAUUGCGCAAUUUGUCGAUGAUGGCGAAAAUCCAUACAGGCUUUACGUUCUCCCAUUGGCGCGCAAGCAAAAAGGACUCUUAUGCGCCGUUCUGGCGCUAUCUGCUUGUCAUUUGGGCCAUUUGAUCUCCGACUCAAGCUUGCGUGAAUCCGUCUCCCUCAGCUAUCGGGCCAAGGCUAUUGCUGAACUCGGGGUAUCAAUUGGCAGAGUUGGGACGGAAGCAUUUACAGAGAAUGACCGCGAUGCAGUCUUUGCGACCAUCCAGAUUCUACUUCUUCAUGAUAUUUGCGAGUCGGGUAUUUCGUCACACGGUGCUCAUAUUUCGGGCGCCAUGUCCAUUUGCUCUCAGCUGAUGUUAGAUCAACGGCUGACUGUUUCGGAUGAACGGACAGUAUUCUUUCUUGGAAAUCUUGUAUGGUUGGAUAUUGUUCGAGCUUUUUCAGCUCCUCAGAGACUAUGCUUCCCACAACAGCUUCGCCAUAAAAUCCUUUCUCUAUGUGACCUGCGAUUUGAAGCGGUGAAUGGCUGUCCGCGAGCUUUAGUUCUUAUUAUUGGAAACGUCCUGAACAGUGCGAAGAAGCAUUUGGCCGGAGACUCCCCCGCAGAAGAAUACGCCUACAACCUGAAGUCACUCCUUGACAAGCUUUAUCAGUGGGAUGGUUCAAGAUCCGUUUAUCCUGAUACUAAUCCCCUCUGGCUAUCGAACCCCCCCGAUGAGCCUCAUAUCCAAGCAUCUGUAUGCGCCAUCCUAGACGCUGUUGCAAAUGUUCCCGGAUCCAGUCCCCUGGUUGAACUCCUGGUCCUUCCUCUGUUUAUGUCGGGAGCGGACUGCCUCUCCCGCCAUUCUCAGCAUUACAUCCAACUCCGCUUCUCCGAUAUCAAAGUCAGAUCUGAAAUGGUUGGAGGCAUCACGGCCCCGCAAGUUCUUCUUGACAAGGUAUGGGAGGCGCGGGAACAACAAGCAGAUCACGAACGAGAGAACAUCCCUUGGAUGCAGUUUACACAGCGAGCAGACUCGGCUCAUCACGAUGACUAUCUCAUCAUAUGA